GUGCUGAAAGAGCAAGGAAAAUAGAGAUUCAACCACACAGAAAAUGCUCAACACGCGAAUAUCCCAAGCGCGGUAGGCCCAAGCGCCCUGUGUGUUUGCAGGGUGUGGAGCCGUUUUUGGCAAUGCUUUUCGCUCUCCCCCGAAGCCACAACGACACGCAACCGACGCCCGACUGGUGCGCCUCUAGCGGGCGACUCGGAGAGCAAAACGUCAAUCGCCGAACGAAGAAAACGUCUGCGGACGUGUGUGCUUCCCGUGUUCUGGCCAAUUUUACCACCGAAUUGACGUCUAUCUACACCAGGGCAAGCUAGCCACCGUUUUCCGGCGCGAUAGUGCUACGAUAAUUUCGCGCCCACAACUCAUUUGCAAGUGCGUGCGUGCCUUACGGAACGGCGGCUCGGAACAUUUGCAACCACAGCAUCCCGAGCAUCCAACGCUAAACAUUGCCUCGCAACGAGGAGCUGUAUUUGUUUCAGCUGUCAAAAAGGACGAACAGUGCGUGCGAGUGUUUGUGUGUGAGCAACGUGUGUACGUUUGUGUGCGUGUAUGUGUGCACGAUUACAGCGCGCGUCGUGCAAGCUGACAGAUGAACCGACAGCAAAGCAUCGUCCAUUUAGAAAGAAUCUUGUGAUUCUUCUCCGCCAAGGAUGCCAGUGCUGACCUGCCGGUGUUCGUAUGUGCUUGAUGAAACGGUGCGUCGUUGUGUCGGCUAGUGGCUAGUGGACCGAUGCCAUGUUUCGCCGGGUGUUCGCUACCCCGUUGGUGGACUGGUAGGCCCUACUAAUCCACCCAUUGACGGACGCGUGAGUGUAAGAGAGCUUUGCACAAUUCCACCCCGAUUGACAGACAAUCAGUGUUCUGCCGAUAUUAACUCGCAGAAAGAAGAUCCGUACACGGGGCUCGUAAGCCGGCGGUGCUGCACAGACACGGACAAUUACGCGAUGGGACGCAUUCCUUGCUUUAGGCGCACGCUGGCGGACCGGUGGAUGACGAUCGGAAUAGUUUUGCUGUGCAUGGUCAUCGGUAGUGUGUGGGCCAAUCCAGAUGCCAAGCGGCUGUACGAUGAUCUGCUGAGCAAUUACAAUCGACUGAUAAGACCUGUCAGCAACAACACCGACACGGUGCUGGUUAAGCUAGGAUUACGAUUGUCACAGCUGAUCGAUCUGAACCUGAAGGAUCAAAUCCUGACGACUAACAUUUGGCUCGAGCAUGAAUGGCAAGAUCACAAAUUCAAAUGGGAUCCUGCUGAGUACGGUGGCGUCACCGAGCUGUACGUGCCUUCCGAACACAUCUGGCUGCCGGAUAUUGUGCUUUACAACAAUGCUGAUGGAGAAUACGUGGUAACAACGCUUACGAAAGCCAUCCUUCAUUACACGGGAAAGGUCAUCUGGACCCCGCCAGCAAUUUUCAAAUCAUCGUGCGAAAUCGAUGUACGCUACUUCCCAUUCGAUCAACAGACAUGCUUCAUGAAAUUCGGAUCGUGGACGUACGAUGGCAAUCAGAUUGACCUGAAGCAUAAAAAUCAACUGAACAACAGCGACAACAUGGUGAAGAUUGGAAUCGAUUUACGCGAGUACUAUCCCAGCGUGGAAUGGGACAUUCUUGGCGUGCCAGCCGAGCGCCACGAGAAGUACUAUCCGUGCUGUGCCGAACCCUACCCAGACAUUUUCUUCAACAUCACAUUACGACGCAAGACACUGUUCUACACGGUGAACCUGAUCAUACCGUGUGUCGGCAUCUCGUACCUAUCCGUGCUGGUGUUCUAUCUGCCGGCCGAUUCGGGUGAAAAAAUUGCAUUAUGCAUCAGCAUCCUGCUAUCGCAAACCAUGUUCUUCCUGCUGAUAUCGGAAAUCAUCCCGUCGACCUCGUUGGCCCUGCCGCUGCUCGGCAAGUAUCUGCUCUUCACCAUGAUACUGGUCGGGCUGAGCGUUGUGAUCACCAUCAUUAUCCUCAACAUACACUACCGGAAGCCGAGCACUCACAAGAUGGCACCGUGGGUCCGGAAGUUCUUCAUACUGCGCCUGCCCAAGCUGCUACUGAUGCGAGUCCCGAACGAUUUACUCAAGGAGCUGGCAGCAAAUAAGAUUAACUACGGUAUAAAAAUCAGCAAAAGCAAGUUCGGUGCUGCGCUGGCCGCACACUCGCAAAUGCAACCCAACUCCGGCGGUUCCAGCCCGGACUCGAUACGACACAUGCAGGGACGGCCAGGUGGAUGCAACGGGCUACACUCGACGACAGCCACUAAUCGGUUCAGCGGAUUAGUUGGUGCGUUGGGUGGUGGACUGAGCGGGCUGGGCGGCUACAACGGAUUGCCCUCGGUAAUGUCGGGCCUGGAUGAGUCACUCAGCGAUGUGGGCACGCGUAAGAAGUAUCCGUUCGAGCUGGAGAAAGCGAUCCACAAUGUGAUGUUCAUACAGCAUCACAUGCAACGGCAGGACGAGUUCAAUGCGGAAGACCAAGACUGGGGCUUUGUGGCGAUGGUUUUGGAUCGUUUGUUUUUAUGGUUAUUCACGCUAGCGUCGUUAUUCGGCACAUUUGCGAUCCUGUGCGAGGCCCCAUCGCUCUACGAUGACACCAAACCGAUUGACAUCGAGUACUCCAUUAUCGCCCAGAAGCUGUUCAAUCUUACCGUCAAGGAUACGCGCUCCUAAGGGUUGCGUUUCCCUGGGGCAUAGGCGGCCGCACGGUCCAUGGUCACACCAUCGUGGGUGGGUUAACAGGCGAUUGAUUUUAAUUUUUUAAACUUCAACAAACACACGAAAGAAAAAAAUGCCGAGCCCGGCACGAGUACGGCACACUACCAAGUUCUUUGUUUCGAUGCGCGAAGGGUACUAACUUUUUCGUCUCUCGGGUCGGUUCUCAUCAUAAAACCAUCAGCAACAAAAGCCAAGGGCAAGGAUAGGGGCGGUUACAGGACAGCUCAAGCGGACAUCGCUGGCGCUGCUUGUGGUAACCAUUAGUUUGGUCACUUUUUCGGUGUCAUUUUAGUCGGUCGUUGCAUUUUAGUGCGCCAGUUUUUAUCCCGUCUUUGGCUCUGCUUUCGGGCGCAGUUACGCACAAUUGAUGGCAUUUAGUAGGUUUUACGUAGACUAGUACGCGGUGCACCAGCGUGCGUUAAGCCACACGGAAUCAAUAGGUUAGUGCGUGUGUUGAUUGACGAGUACAGACUGUACUUGUAAGCCAAUUUUCUAUUUAAGUGGACAAAAUUUAAGGCAAAAACUCAAAAAAACCAGACUAGCUAUAGAAAGAACCAAUCCACCAUUCAAGUAAAGCAAUAUCCAGAUAUUUUGUUCUGUUCUUGAAAGCAAAAGACUUCACCACAGCUUGAUAGCUUUGUUUUGGCACGUUGACUUUAGCAUAAUUUUUUUAAUAUGUUUUUAAAAAGGUUAGUGAUCAAACAUAGAUAGUCUGUUGAGUGCGAAAACAACCGAUCUUUUAUUUAGUAAUGAGCGUACGACUCUCACCACGAGUGAUCUUCGUGAAACUCCUCCAAUUACCUUUAAAACCGAAACUAGAUGGAACUGUAUUUUUCUAUUUGCCCCUUUGUAGACUUUCCAAUCAUUCUUGCAAGGAAUGGCACGUAAAGUUGCUUCCGAAGAAUCACUCCUGCCUCGCUCUCCUGCAAAGUUUAGGAGAAAAGGCUAAUGAAACAAACACACUCCCAUUCUAUACCACUGCAAUUCAAACCGAAAAAGAAAACCACAAAACCAAGCCAAGACGAUUUAUAUAAAAUCGAUAAACAGUGUGUCAACUAAAGCAACUACAAUUAUUGGAAACAAGAUUAACAUACAUUCAACUAAAGUAUUGAUACUAAAUGUAAGCUAAGGACUAACAAUUGCACGGAGAUGAAAGAAGCGUACCAGGCGUACGCGAUGGUAGGAAGGUAUCAAACGAUUCACCUAACGAAGAAGCGAAAACAAAAAUAUCUUCAUCAACAAUGGCCACCAUGACAAAGUGUCAAUGAUGCAUGGAAAUUGAUUUUCAGGGUUAAUAAACGAAGUAAAGUAUCCAGCGGGAAGUUGCCGAUGUACUCAAGCGUAAGAAUAAAAUCAUAAAACAGGUGAAGAGCAUCUAGCGGCUACCGUGGAUACAUUUUAACCUAGCCCAAAAUUGAACAACUAACACACACACACUCAACUUUGCGCUCGUAUAAAAUCAGUGCUAGGGAGAACAAUGUUUUGUAGUGAAUUUGAAAUUUUCUUUCUUUUGCUACAAUAGUGUGUAAUGCAAACAGGAAUGGAGAAAAACGCCCAUUAAAACAUCAAAGAAUAUACGAGUAAAUAACAAUAAAGAACGCACACAUACUGAGAAAGAAUAAAAGAAAAACUACACACAACAUCCGCACCUACAAACCCAA
Molecule: messenger RNA, 4357 nt
Organism: Anopheles stephensi (Asian malaria mosquito)
Lineage: Eukaryota; Metazoa; Arthropoda; Insecta; Diptera; Culicidae
Gene: nAChRalpha2
Product: acetylcholine receptor subunit alpha-like 2
Exons: 9
Coding region: 942-2651 (569 amino acids)
Biological process (GO): chemical synaptic transmission; nervous system process; regulation of membrane potential
Cellular component (GO): neuron projection; synapse; postsynaptic membrane
Molecular function (GO): transmembrane signaling receptor activity; acetylcholine-gated monoatomic cation-selective channel activity
Source: RefSeq, a predicted model, not a curated record